Messenger RNA from Mya arenaria, 1094 nucleotides. RefSeq names its product protein draper-like. Gene Ontology annotation, molecular function: calcium ion binding. Bases 69 to 1094 code for a protein of 341 amino acids. Lineage: Eukaryota; Metazoa; Mollusca; Bivalvia; Myida; Myidae. The transcript has 9 exons. The record is from RefSeq and is a predicted model, not a curated record.
GAUUUUAUAUUGUAGAAUGUAAACAAGGAUAUUUCGGAUCAAACUGUACUUCCAAAUGUCUUUGUGAAAUGGAAAACACCGCAUCGUGCGACACUCUAAAUGGCACUUGUUAUUGUCUAAAUGGUUGGGCAGGACAUAAUUGCACCUUGGACGUAGAUGAAUGUUCCUCGGAAAGCAUGUAUACAUGUCCUGAACAUUCGUUAUGUUUUAAUACUAAUGGAAGUUACGGAUGUACCUGCAACAACGGGUUUCAGAAACUUGGAAAUGGCACUUGCAAAAGGUGUGAUAACUACCAUUUUGGAUAUGGAUGCCUACAAACUUGUGCAUGUUUCGAGAAUGAAACUCAGUUUUCAUGUGGGAAUCUGGAUGGUGUAUGCGGAUGCAAACCGGGAUUCGGACGUGAAAACAUUUCCGAUGCUUGUUCACGUUGCACAAACAACACCUACGGUAUCGACUGCACGGAGAAAUGCAAUUGUAAUCUGACAAACAGCGCAAAUGUUCUCCGGUUAUGCAACGAAGCAAAUGGCACCUGCAUUUGUAAAGUUGGAUGGGAAGGUCCUUCGUGUAAUGAUGAUACGGACGAAUGUAAAGACAAAACGAUAUGUGGAAACAAUGGAACCAUUGGAUGCCAUAAUAUCAAAGGGUCCUUCAUAUGCGAUUGCAUGCGUGGAUACAGACUUGAAAAUGACAGCUGUGUUGAAGAACAAGAAGUAGAUCUAACGCAAUAUACGUCGAAUUUGACAGAAACUGAAAUGGUGAUUGCAUUAAACACGAGUUAUUUAAUUUGUAUUGAUGAGAGCGUAAAUUUGAAUGUUAGGGCAACCUACCAAGAAUACCAACAAGCAGUUAACAAGUCGCUGACAGUGUUCUUCACCAACUACACACAGGCUAUUACCGAUAUUCUGAUCCAUAACAUUCAAUACUCGGAUGAGAAUGACACAGGACUUUUAGUGACUUACUCUUUGAUUUUGAACGCCUCACACGAUGAAAAGGAAGAUGUUCGCAAUGAACUUGUGAGAGCAAUGCUGAAACUUACAUCAGGCGUAAAGCUUGACCUAAUGGGCACACUUGUGUUAGCAAAAACAGGUGUGUAG